AUGGAUAGCUUUAUGAGUAGUAAACCGGAAGUUGUACCAGCAGCUGUGUGCAGCUCAUCAGAGGGGUUGAAAGUUAAUGCAGAUAAGGUUUUAACACCCCAAGCAUUCUCAAUUAAUACUCUAAUUCCUGUAGUAGAAAGGUUUCCUGUCGUACAACAUAUUGUCAAUUUACAAGCUCUUGAUACUGAGUGGAAAGAUCUAGGACUCUUAGAUCAUACUUUUAAAAAUGUUGGUGACAUUGAAGAAUAUUGGUAUAAAGUAUUUGAUUUAAAAAAUUCUGCAGGCAAUAACUUGUUUCCCAAUUUAACUGCCGUUAUUGUUGCUUGUCCUACCAUUUUCAAAUGUAUCUGUAGAACGUAUAUUUAG
Messenger RNA from Psylliodes chrysocephalus, 366 nucleotides. The record is from the annotation of a GenBank genome assembly. Lineage: Eukaryota; Metazoa; Arthropoda; Insecta; Coleoptera; Chrysomelidae.